AUUUUCAGAUGAGAUUACUAUUUCUACUUUUUAGUGCAAUAUGUUUUGCAAGUUCAUACAAGAUUCUUUUCUACACGAAUCUUUUCGGUCACAGUCAUGUGAAAUUUUUGGGUGCUGCAGCAGAUACUUUGACAGAUGCAGGACAUAAUGUGACUGUCUUGAUACCUGUAUUCGACAAAGCACUGAAGACAUCUUUAAAAUCUACAAAAAACGUAAUUAUGCUUCAACCAACUGAAGAUAUCGCCAAUUUUGUGAAAGGAAGAGCUACUAUGUUGAAAAAUAUAUGGCUACAGGAUAAUACAAAUCCUUUGACAAUGAUUAAAAAAGUGGAAACAAUGUCAAAAAUUUUCAGCUCUCAAUGCAAGAGAGUGCUGUCUGAAACUGAUAUUAUUGAAAAAUUGAAAGCAGAAAACUACGAUUUGGCUAUUACGGAACCAUUUGAUACAUGCGCUUAUGAAUUCUUCGAAGCCAUCGAGACUCGGACCCACGUGGCAAUCUUAUCAGCCAGUCGCUACGACCAUGUGAGUGACGUCAUCGGACAACCUGCUGCUGCAAGUUACAAUCCCGGUCUACUGUCUAGCAAUGGAGAUCAAAUGACAAUGCCACAAAGACUUUUAAAUUUAAUUCAAUAUGCUGCUGGAUCAUACUUCUUCAGUUACGUUGGUGAUAAAGAUGCUGAAGUAGCAAAAGAAAUUAAUCCAAAAUGGAGAUCAUGGAGAGAAACGUUACCGGAAGCAUCUUUUAUAAUGACAAAUCAAAUUCCACUUUUGGAUUUUCCUGCUCCAACAUUUGAUAAAAUAAUUCCAAUCGGAGGAUUAUCAGUUAAAACUGAUAAAAAAUCAUUGAAACUUGAAGAGAAAUGGAGCAAGAUUUUAGAUAUUCGAAAGAAAAAUGUGUUCAUUUCAUUUGGAUCAAAUGCAAGAUCUGUCGAUAUGCCAUUGGAAUACAAAAAGACAUUCCUCCAAGUGAUCAAAUCAAUGCCAGAUACCACAUUUAUUUGGAAAUACGAAGAUUUGAAUGAUAAAUUCACAGAAGGAAUUGAAAAUGUCUAUCUUGGAGAUUGGCUUCCACAAAAUGAACUUCUUGCUGAUAAAAGAUUAAAUGUUUUUGUAACUCAUGGAGGUCUUGGCUCAGUUACUGAACUUUCCAUGAUGGGUACUCCUGCUGUUAUGAUUCCUCUCUUUGCUGAUCAAUCCAGAAAUGCUCAAAUGCUCAAGCGUCAUGGAGGAGCAGCUGUUCUCGUGAAAAACGAUCUAUCUAACCCUAAACUCGUGCAAGAAACAAUUGAAAAAGUAAUUAAUAAUUCGGAGUACAGAAAGAAUGCUGAGAGGCUAUCCGAAAUGCUCAAUAAUCUGCCGACAAAUCCCAGAGAGACACUUGUAAAAUACGUGGAAUUUGCAGCAAGAUUUGGAAAACUGCCGUCUCUAGAUAAUUAUGGAAGACAACAAUCAUUCGUUGAGUACUUCUUUUUGGACAUUAUCGCAAUUUUUAUUCUGAUUACUUUGAUAUUUUUAUAUGUUUCUUUUAGAAUUGUUAAAUUUGCUUUUAGAAAAUGUAUUGGAUCUAGAAAUAUUGACCAAAAAAGUAAAAAAGAAUAAGUGCAGGUUGUAAUUUUUUGUGAUCUCAUCAUUGUUGUGAUUAUUCGAAUAAAAUAAAAAUUCAGAUUUCAAAA
Messenger RNA from Caenorhabditis elegans, 1672 nucleotides. RefSeq names its product glucuronosyltransferase (gene ugt-20). Bases 9 to 1598 code for a protein of 529 amino acids. The record is from RefSeq and is marked reviewed. Lineage: Eukaryota; Metazoa; Nematoda; Chromadorea; Rhabditida; Rhabditidae. Gene Ontology annotation, molecular function: UDP-glycosyltransferase activity; glucuronosyltransferase activity. The transcript is spliced from 7 exons. Gene Ontology annotation, cellular component: membrane.